GCCCGGCCCUCCCCUCCCCCAGGGCCCCACCAACCACAGCCGGGUUCACCAAGGGGCUUAGAUGGUCCUGGAGAGAGACCAUGGCGUCUGCCGCACCCAUCCUGCUCCUCGUGCUCCUUCUUGCUUCACUUGCUCCUGGGCAGAGGCGAAGGCGGCCCCCAGCCCCGGAGAGUGUCUUUGAGAAGAUCAAAAUCCAGGAGAACUUUGACCUCCAGCAGUUCUCAGGGAAGUGGUUCCUGGUUGGUGUGGCCUCCAAAUGUGACUACCUAAGAGAAUAUAAUCACCAGCUGGAAGCAACCACCAUGGCGGUGUCUGCCUCGGAAGGGAAGUCGCUGGCCAUCAGUACCUUCCGGAAACUGGAUGGAGUAUGCUGGGAGAUUAAGCAGCAAUAUCGCUCCACCAAGGCCAAGGGGCGAUUCCUCCUGAAAGGCCGUGGCAGCAACGUGGAUGUGGUGGUGGGGGAGACAGACUACAGCAGCUACGCCAUCCUGUACUACCAGAAGCUCCGGAAGAUCUCCAUCAAGCUCUAUGGACGCAGCGUCCGGGUCAGUGACGCCAUCGUGGGUAAAUUCGAGCAGCGCAUCACAGAGAUGAACAUGAGCGAGGACUUCACCUACUACUUCCCCACGUAUGGGUUCUGUGAGUCUGCGGAUCAAUUUCAUCUGCUCGAUGAAACGAAGAUUUAGGUGAAGAGGGAAAUGCCAGAGACCCCGGGAGCCAACCAGCCACGUCUGCAACCAUGCUGGGCACAGGAGCCUGGCCACGGGAUCUGCCAGUGAACUCUGUGGCCCAGUUAUUCAGCCAGGGCUGGGGAGCUCCAGGUGGACGCUGGGCCAAGGGAGUGAUGAAGGGGUGGGACUGGGGUCUCCUCUGUAGCCCUAACCCUAGUGUUUGUUCACCCCCAGCCCUUGCUCCCCCUCACUCCCCAGGCUCAUGUCUCUUCCACACGAUAUCACCACACAAAGGCAGAUUCGGGUUUUGUGGGGCUCUGCACCAGAGCAGUGGGGCCUGCUCCCCACCCCUUCCUCCUGCAGUCCCCCCCAACCCCCUCUGUGCUUCUGCCGGAGAGCGGGCUUGGGGAGCAGGGGCUUCCCCCCACUUCCUGGCAGGAGCGCCGAGUGGGCAGAGUGGGUUGGGGCACGGGGGCGCCCGAAUUGGCCGGGGCCCCGUUGGCCCAGUGGCUAAUCCAUCAAUGCUCCUGUGCCCUCCUGCGGGAUCCCUGGCCCAGCUGCCCCUCACUGCUACUGCCCCGCUCCCCUGACCUGAUUCGGCGCUCGCUCUCCUUGCUGUCCCCAGAGGGGCUGUGCGUCCCCAUGAGGAAGCCCUGCUCUUCUGACACUGACACAGCAUGGCCAUCAACCCUUCGCUUCCGCCUCCUGUUCACCGCCCCUUUCAAUUGCUCAGGGCCUGGCUGGGCCGUUGUGCUGGGCUCAGUCUGACUGGCAUGGAGCAGAUGCCCAGCUCACGCUCUCUCUCUGGACUCCACAAUAAACGCGGGCCAGGCUGGAAGGCCCCUGUGCUCCUUGCA
Trachemys scripta elegans is the source of this 1528-nucleotide messenger RNA. It is a transcript of the gene C8G, whose product is annotated as complement C8 gamma chain. Gene Ontology annotation, cellular component: membrane attack complex. Gene Ontology annotation, biological process: complement activation. The transcript has 7 exons. Lineage: Eukaryota; Metazoa; Chordata; Testudines; Emydidae. Bases 81 to 686 code for a protein of 201 amino acids. The record is from RefSeq and is a predicted model, not a curated record.